AUGAACGUCUUCCGAAGCUUGCGCCCGGUCGCCGCGCGGGUCCCGUUCCAGCGGUCGACCCUCCCCCUGGUUGUCCGAGCUUACAGCUCCAAGUCCUACGAGUACAUCCAGGUCUCGACCCCGAAGCCCGGCGUUGGCCAAGUCACUCUGAACCGACCCAAGGCGCUCAACGCCCUCUGCACCCCGCUCAUCAACGAGCUCAACGAGGCGCUCAACGACUUCAAUGCCGCCGACGACACCUCCGUCAUUGUCCUCACCGGCUCGCAGAAGGCGUUUGCGGCGGGCGCGGAUAUUAAGGAGAUGGCGCCGCUGACCUUCUCCGAGGCGUAUACCAAGUCGUUCAUCGAGUCGUGGUCGCUGUUGACGACGCAAAUCAAGAAGCCCAUCAUUGCCGCCGUCUCGGGCCACGCACUGGGUGGCGGCUGCGAGCUUGCCAUGAUGUGCGACCUCAUUUACUGCACUGAGAACGCCAACUUUGGCCAGCCCGAGAUCAAGCUGGGCACCAUCCCUGGAGCCGGCGGCAGCCAGCGCCUGACACGCGCGAUCGGCAAGGCCAAGGCCAUGGAGCUCAUCCUCACGGGCAAGUCCUUCUCCGGUGCCGAGGCUGAGAGGUGGGGGAUUGCCGCGCGGACGUUCCCGACAUACGAGGCGUUGAUGGAGGAGACGCUCAAGCUGGCGGAGACGAUUGCGGGAUACUCCAAGGUGGCGGUCCAGGCGUGCAAGGAGGUGGUCAACAAGAGCCAGGACCUGCCGCUGCGGGACGGAGUCGAGUUCGAGAGGCGCGUCUUCCACAGCCUUUUUGGCAGCCAGGAUCAGAAGAUUGGUAUGAAGGCGUUUGCGGAGAAGAAGAAGGCCGAGUGGACGCACUCGUGA
This is a messenger RNA of Purpureocillium lilacinum, 873 nucleotides long. RefSeq lists its product as uncharacterized. The record is from RefSeq and is a predicted model, not a curated record. Gene Ontology annotation, cellular component: mitochondrion. Lineage: Eukaryota; Fungi; Ascomycota; Sordariomycetes; Hypocreales; Ophiocordycipitaceae. Gene Ontology annotation, molecular function: enoyl-CoA hydratase activity. Gene Ontology annotation, biological process: fatty acid beta-oxidation.